AUACAUGGGGUCCCUUAGGUGUAUGCUGCCGGUUGGUGGUGAUCAUGGCAUUGGAAACGGUACCUAAGGAUCUGCGGCACUUGAGGGCUUGCUUGCUGUGCUCAUUGGUCAAGACUAUUGACCAGUUUGAGUUUGAUGGUUGUGACAACUGUGACUCCUAUCUCCAGAUGAAGGGGAACCGUGAGAUGGUUUAUGAUUGUACCAGUUCUUCUUUCGAUGGCAUUAUUGCAAUGAUGAGUCCCGAGGACAGCUGGGUCUCCAAAUGGCAACGGAUCAGUAAUUUCAAGCCUGGCGUGUAUGCUGUGUCAGUGACUGGCCGUCUGCCCCAAGGCAUCAUACGGGAAUUGAAGAGCCGUGGAGUGGUCUACAAAUCUCGGGAUACAGCCAUAAAGACCUAAAAAUAUCUAGUUCCUUUUCUUGUAGAUGCUGCCAUAUGGACGAUUCUAAAGAUAUGGAGGAUGAUUUCUACAUGGAUCGGAUUUUUAUUAAGGAC
Molecule: messenger RNA, 493 nt
Organism: Pseudonaja textilis
Lineage: Eukaryota; Metazoa; Chordata; Lepidosauria; Squamata; Elapidae
Gene: SUPT4H1
Product: SPT4 homolog, DSIF elongation factor subunit
Biological process (GO): transcription elongation by RNA polymerase II; regulation of DNA-templated transcription; transcription elongation-coupled chromatin remodeling
Cellular component (GO): DSIF complex; nucleus
Molecular function (GO): zinc ion binding; RNA polymerase II complex binding
Source: RefSeq, a predicted model, not a curated record